This is a messenger RNA of Lampris incognitus (smalleye Pacific opah), 1977 nucleotides long. RefSeq names its product nucleolar protein interacting with the FHA domain of MKI67 (gene nifk). Gene Ontology annotation, biological process: maturation of LSU-rRNA from tricistronic rRNA transcript (SSU-rRNA, 5.8S rRNA, LSU-rRNA). Gene Ontology annotation, cellular component: nucleolus. The transcript has 6 exons. Lineage: Eukaryota; Metazoa; Chordata; Actinopteri; Lampriformes; Lampridae. The record is from RefSeq and is a predicted model, not a curated record. Gene Ontology annotation, molecular function: RNA binding. The coding region runs from base 132 to 995 and encodes 287 amino acids.
GUUGACGCUCACCACAUGGGCAACCGGAUGCGGAGAUCAACGCGGUGGUUCGUCUGAAGCUGCCCGGUCCUCAUCCGGUUCGUUGCAUUACUUAAGUUUAUUUUAUUCUGAGAUUUCUCCAAUUGAUUAAAAUGACGGAAGGCAAAGGAACGACGAGUACUCAGCCAGCUAAGCAACUGCUGGCUUUGAACCCAAAAGAAGAAGCUGACUUCAAGAGAAAGGUCCAGGAGGUGAAGAAACGACCCAGUAAGGGGAUCAGUCUGACUCCAGGGGUGAUUUACGUGGGUCACCUGCCUGUUGGACUUUUCGAGCCUCAGCUCAGAUCAUACUUUGAACAGUUUGGAAAUGUUCAGAGGCUUCGACUGGCAAGGAGUAAAAAGACCGGUGGAAGUAAAGGGUACGCCUUUGUGGAGUUUGACUGCGAUGAAGUGGCGAAGAUUGUUGCGGAGACAAUGAACAAUUACCUCAUGGGAGAAAGGCUUAUCAAAUGUCAUGUGAUGCCCCCAGAGAAAGUGCACGAGAAGUUGUUUGUUGGUUCCGAGAGGAAAUUCAGCAAACCUAAAUAUCCUGCCGUGGCACGCUACAACAAGACGCGCACCCCAGAACAGAUCGCAAAAAUGACUGACAAGCUGCUGCGUAAAGAAGCCAAACUCCGCAAGAGGCUGGCAGCGAACGGGAUCCAUUAUGACUUUCCAGGAUUCGCUGCCCAUCUUCCCCAGAAGAAAAAGUGCUCAGAUGCCAUGAAUGUGUCUACAAGUAGUGAAGAUGCCACACCUGUUUGCACCCCAUCUGUCCUCGAGAAGAGAAAGUCCAUGGUCACUGACGAUGACAAAGAUGAUGAGAUUGUCAUCAAAUUGCCAGUUGAUGAAUCCAAAAGCACGGAUGAUGAAGACUGUCCCUUGGAGGAGGAAGAUGAUGAUGGUGAGGAUGACUCGGAGAGCGAGGAGCUCUCAGAAAGAGACGAGGCUGCCACAGAGGAGGCAGAAAAGGAAUGAUCCCUGCCCUUUUAAUCACAGACUUGGUUAAAUUCUUUUGCAGGGCACAGAUGCAUACACCCCUGUUGUGUAUGGUCUUCGUGUAUUGCUUCAGAGAUGAUGGGAGAUAACUUUGGACUGUGUAUAAAUGUACACCUAUAAAGAAAGGGCACUUUUUCAUGCAUAGAAAUUGGUGAUCACAAGAGUUGGUAACAAUUUUGAAAGCACCCCUCAUGAAAAGUCCCUCUCUUACUAGAUAGGGACUUUGACCUCCCUAAUUGUAGGGGCUGAAGUGGUGAUGCCAUGGAUGCUGCUUGUAAUGCCAUUCCAAUGGAGCUUCAUUACUCCCCACAGAUUGUGUGUGGUUUGUGCUUUUUGACUAUAACUAAGCUCCCUUAGCAGUCUUGAACCCGGCUAUCCCACAGUUUAAGUGGGCAGUAGUAUGAUUUAAGCAGUGUUGUUUUUAUUGUGUAUGUAACAAAACCUAUGAAAAUAUUGUCUUAGGAUGAAAACCUAUUAAUUUUAAGUCGAUGCUAUGGUCUUUAAUAAUAAAUGCAUUGUAAUCAACUGCUUGGGGAUCCUUUAAUUUAUGUGAACUAAAAAAGUUUGAGAAGAGUGCUGACAGGUAUUUAUUUGCUUGAAGCAAAAAAUCAGGCAGACUGAUAAUGUAUGAGAAGCCAGCUAUGCGCACGCAGUUAAAUUGUAUAGAAGGGGUAAGUUGUUAACAAAGAUUUGGUGGAAUAGUUCCUCAUGUACCAAAAGACACAGGUUAAAUAAAGCUAUUUCAAGUUCAAAAUGAAAUAAUUGUUAAAUGUUCCACAAGGCCUUGUGUGAAUGAGCUACAUUUUGACUUUGCCUAAAUAAACUAGCAGUUUUAGAUCAUCAAAUUGGAUUAUACAAUUGCUUAGAAAAAUAAAACAAUCAUUGCACUGAUUUAAACGUUAUUUAAGCUUUUUUUCAUAUUUGUCCAGUGUGAGUGUGGCUCGUUUGAGCCCUACUGCGG